UUUUCCCAUCAGCCAAUCAGGGGCUAAUGCUGGCGUAGUGACCUCAGAGCUAGCCCGCAGAAAGAACUUGCACACGGAAGGAGGGAGUUCUUGGUACCAGCAGAGCAGGAGCGACAGCAGCUGCAGUCAUGUGUGACUUCUCGGAAGAUCAGACCGCUGAGUUCAAGGAAGCUUUCCAGCUCUUUGACAGAACUGGAGAUGGCAAGAUCCUGUAUAGUCAGUGUGGAGAUGUGAUGAGGGCCCUGGGCCAGAAUCCCACCAAUGCUGAGGUCAUGAAAGUUCUGGGGAACCCCAAGAGUGAUGAAAUGAAUGUGAAAACUCUGAGCUUUGAACAGUUCCUACCCAUGAUGCAAACCAUUGCCAAGAACAAGGAUCAGGGCUGCUUCGAGGAUUACGUGGAGGGGCUGAGGGUCUUCGACAAAGAAGGGAAUGGCACAGUCAUGGGAGCAGAGAUACGUCACGUUCUUGUAACUCUAGGAGAGAAAAUGACUGAGGAAGAAGUAGAGAUGCUUGUGGCUGGCCACGAAGAUAGCAAUGGUUGCAUUAACUAUGAAGCAUUUGUGAGACACAUCUUGUCAGGGUGAAUUCGAACGGGAGUUGGUGCGGAUGGUACUGAGCGGCUGAAGAUCACCACUAGCUUCUCCCGUGGAAGUCUCCUCCAGUUUAUCCUUAAAAUUUUUGUGCCUUCUUUGUGUGUAUGAACCUACUUUUCAUUUCUUCUUCAACCUCUUGGCUUAGUUCUUGGCGGUUGGGGAAGAAAACAGUCUGAAGAAGGGUGCUCCUGAGUCCAAGUAACAUUUGCAGGGAAGUGACCUCUGGCUGCUGGCUUGUCUUGCAUCACUGUUUCCAGAAAUAUUCAGCUAUUUCUCCCUAUAAAUUGCUUUAAUAAACUGUUCCAAAAGUG
Hemicordylus capensis (graceful crag lizard) is the source of this 904-nucleotide messenger RNA. RefSeq names its product myosin light polypeptide 6. Lineage: Eukaryota; Metazoa; Chordata; Lepidosauria; Squamata; Cordylidae. Gene Ontology annotation, cellular component: myosin II complex. The transcript is spliced from 7 exons. The record is from RefSeq and is a predicted model, not a curated record. Gene Ontology annotation, molecular function: structural constituent of muscle; calcium ion binding. Bases 129 to 584 code for a protein of 151 amino acids.